Messenger RNA from Venturia canescens, 885 nucleotides. It is a transcript of the gene Prosbeta3, whose product is annotated as proteasome subunit beta type-3. Gene Ontology annotation, cellular component: proteasome core complex; proteasome core complex, beta-subunit complex. Gene Ontology annotation, biological process: proteasome-mediated ubiquitin-dependent protein catabolic process. The record is from RefSeq and is a predicted model, not a curated record. NCBI's taxonomy places the organism in Eukaryota, Metazoa, Arthropoda, Insecta, Hymenoptera, Ichneumonidae. Bases 156 to 773 code for a protein of 205 amino acids. The transcript has 3 exons.
AUUUAAAAUCUAUCGGCCAAGUUCACGGAGGUUUCUCAGUGUUUGCCGUUAUUGUGUCGCUGUGUGGUCGCUGUUCUCCGACGGUGUUAAUAAAAAUCCGGCAGCGACCACUCGCACGAAAGUCAUCGAGCUUGUUUUAGGUUAUUCUACUCAAAAUGAGUAUUCUCGCAUACAAUGGCGGUGCGAUAAUCGCCAUGAAAGGAAAGAAUUGUGUGGCGAUCGCAGCCGAUCGAAGAUUCGGAAUUCAAGCGCAAAUGAUAACUUGCGAUUUUGAAAAAAUCUUCGAAAUGGGACCGCAUUUGUUUCUCGGUUUACCGGGUCUUGCUACGGACGUCCAAACCGUCAUGGAACGUUUACGGUUUAGAUUAAAUCUUUAUGAACUUAAAGAAAAUCGUCGUAUGCGUCCGAAAACUUUUUGCUCCGUUGUAUCAAAUUUACUUUACGAGAAACGAUUUGGACCUUAUUUCGUUGAACCCAUUAUCGCUGGACUCGAUCCCAUCACAUAUGAACCUUUUAUUUGCAAUAUGGACCUUAUCGGAUGCAUCAACGAGCCUGAGGACUUUGUUGUGGGUGGCACAUGCACGGAACAACUCUAUGGAAUGUGUGAAUCCCUCUACGAACCUGAUAUGGAACCAGAUGAUCUUUUUGAAACUAUCAGCCAAGCCCUGGUCAAUGCCUGUGACAGAGAUGCUAUUUCCGGUUGGGGAGCAAUCGUUCAUAUAAUUGAAAAGGACAAGGUCACAACAAGAACUGUCAAGACACGUAUGGACUGAAAAUCCUACUGUACCCAAUAUUGCCUCUUUUUUUUUACUACAAGCGGGAUGCUCAUUAUUUCUUCACAUGUAUCAAGAUAUAGAUAAUAAAAGAUUGAAAACACGAAAAAAA